Messenger RNA from Hyla sarda, 1989 nucleotides. RefSeq names its product opioid receptor kappa 1 (gene OPRK1). Bases 266 to 1441 code for a protein of 391 amino acids. Gene Ontology annotation, cellular component: neuron projection; membrane. NCBI's taxonomy places the organism in Eukaryota, Metazoa, Chordata, Amphibia, Anura, Hylidae. Gene Ontology annotation, molecular function: neuropeptide binding; dynorphin receptor activity. Gene Ontology annotation, biological process: G protein-coupled opioid receptor signaling pathway; sensory perception of pain; neuropeptide signaling pathway. The transcript is spliced from 4 exons. The record is from RefSeq and is a predicted model, not a curated record.
UGUUACAAUGAGGUUAGCAUAGGGAAAAGGAGACGCUGAGAGAGCGCAGAAAACUAGCAAUUGAAAAAAGGAGCUUUCCACAGACAUAGAUCACAUGUGAAAAUGAAAUAAGCAUGAAACGCCUAAGAGCCUAACAUAGACUUCUGAAGGGAGACAAUCUCUUUUCUAUAGGGUGUCAGUGGAGUGACAAGCACCUCCGGCAAGAGCCUCACAUUCCACUUCUUCUAAGCUCCCUGGAACAGUGUUUUUCAGAACUUCAGAUUCAAUGGAAUCUCCAGUCCAGAUUUUUCGAGAAGAGGAGAUUGACCCAAAGAGAGCUGCAAUGGGUACUACUUGCUCCCCAGGCUGCAUACCUGUCUGUACCUCCAUCUGUUAUCCCAAUUCCAGCUUGCUGGUUGGCUGGGGUGACUAUGAGAAUGUCAGUAAUUACAUAGUGUCCCCAACACAUGAAAGCAACUAUACCACUAUUUCUCCUGCAAUAUCUGUUAUUAUUACAGCCGUCUACUCCAUGGUAUUUGUCGUUGGCUUGGUGGGAAAUGCUUUGGUUAUGUUUGUAAUAAUACGAUAUACCAAAAUGAAGACUGCGACCAACAUUUAUAUCUUUAAUCUGGCAUUGGCUGAUGCUCUGGUGACAACCACCAUGCCUUUCCAAAGCACUGAAUUUCUAAUGAACUCCUGGCCGUUUGGAGAUAUUUUGUGUAAAAUAGUUAUGUCUAUUGACUAUUAUAACAUGUUUACCAGUAUAUUCACUUUAACCAUGAUGAGUGUUGACCGAUACAUUGCGGUAUGUCAUCCUGUAAAGGCACUUGAUUUUCGUACACCUUUGAAAGCCAAAUUCAUCAAUGUGUGUAUCUGGAUGCUUUCAUCUUCUGUUGGGAUAUCUGCCAUCGUACUUGGAGGCACCAAAAUGAGUGAUGGUGUUAUAGAAUGUGCCCUUCAAUUUCCAGCUCCUUACUGGUACUGGGACACAGUGAUGAAAAUCUGCGUCUUUGUUUUUGCAUUCAUCAUUCCUGUACUUAUCAUAAUUAUAUGUUAUACCUUAAUGAUUCUGCGAUUAAAAAGUGUUCGGCUACUCUCUGGUUCUCGGGAAAAAGACAGAAACCUCCGCCGAAUAACAAGACUUGUGCUUGUUGUUGUAGCUGUAUUUAUCAUAUGCUGGACCCCAAUUCACAUUUUUGUGUUGGUUGAAACCCUUGUCGAUGUACCACAAGGCAUUGCUGUAAGCUCAAUCUAUUAUUUCUGCAUUGCUUUGGGCUACACAAAUAGCAGUUUAAAUCCAAUCUUAUAUGCUUUCCUGGAUGAAAACUUCAAAAGGUGUUUCAAAGACUUUUGUUUUCCUUCAAGAUUAAGAUUGGAUAGGCAAGGAAAUAGCCGAGUUGGGAACACUGUCCAUGACCCAGCCUACACAAGGGACGGUGAGCGGACUACCAAGCCGGUAUGACUAGCAGUGGAGAUGACUUCCUACACACCUCAUGGAGGUGGUGGGGUAAAUGAACUGGGCCUUACUCAGAUAACAUCUGCAGUAUGAUUAUAUUUGAGAUUUCUCGAUAAAAGUUUUUAGUGGAUCUGUUCAAGAACUUUGCUGGGAACCCUAUGAACCCAUUGUCCUAUACACACAUCAGAAUUCGAGCAGUGUGUUAUAUUCACUGUAAUAUGAGUAAUGACUACACAUAUGAUCUUAUAGAUUUAUUUAAAUAUAUGUAUAUAGUUGGAAACUGUAUAUGAAUAAUUCCUUUUGUGUCUUUAAUUUAGCAAAAAUAAAAGUAAAAUAAUGUACUUCAAAGUAUUGUAAAAUCUGCAAUGUGGUAUUUGAUACUGGAGUGUUAUUGCACAUUGUUCUCUAUUUUUGUCUGUGAAAUGUACUCUAAACACUAUGCACAGUGUUAUGUUUGCUGCUUAACAAUACUUGAUUAUGUAUAUUGUAUAUACAUAGUAGUAUAUAAAUUGUAUUGUAAAUGUUUAUCUAUGGCAAAAUAAAGUUUACUUAUA